AUGUCUCGCCAGCCGCUCCCAGAGGUCACCCCAGAUGUCGGUCUGCCGUCUCUCGCGAAGGCAGAUACGCGGGACGAUUCCGGGAAAGCUGGGUCAGAGGAGGGGGAGGUGGUCGCGCUCGCGCCCGCGAGCAGGGAGGAACCGAUUGUCACUCGCAGGGAGCUUUGGAGCUACUAUCUGUACUACAACGGAGACAAUGGUGUUGGUCCGAAUGGCUACUCCAUGACGCUCUUCCAAGGACUUGCCACCAGCGCCGGUUUCGACCCCGUGAGGGGCCCUGGCUCCAGUUGUCUCGACGCAGACGCAUCCGGCCAAUGCGUCCUUCCAUGGGGCAACGGCACCAAGGCCGUCAGUUCAAUCGUGCUCAUCGCCAACGGCGUCAGCUUCGCGGUCAUGACCCUCAUCUUCACGACGAUCGGGUCUGCCGCCGACUACGGCACCUUCGGGCGCUGGCUCCUGCUCGUCAUCACCGUCAUCUGCUGGGGCGCGCAGUUCGCGAGCAUGUCCCUCACCUCGCCGGACCGAUGGGGCGUCGCGAUGGCGCUCUACAUGAUUGGCUUCAUCACCUACGGCGCGACGCUCGUCUUCUACGCCGCGGUCUUCCCGCGCCUCGCACGCAACACACCCCACGCGCGUGCGUUGCGCGACAAGCUCGACAACGGCGAGAUCUCGGCGGAGGAGUAUGAGGUGGAGGAGAGUCUGGAGAAGAACCGGAUCAGCAACAUCAGCACGAUGCACAGCAAUGUUGGGUACAUCGUCACACUCGCGCUGAACCUAUCGCUCCUGCUGCCGAAGAUGAACGACCCGAGGGUGAACAACUUUGUGCUCGUGCUGACGAAUGCGUAUUGGGUCAUUCUUGGUAUCUGGUGGUUCAUAUUCCAGCAGCCACGCCCGGGUCCUCCCCUGCCCAAGGGCGAACACUACGUCACCGUCGGAUGGAAGCAAAUCUGGGUCGCCUUGCAGCAGUACAAGAAGCUGCCAUACACAUUCUUGUACCUCAUCUCCUUCUUCCUGCUUGCCGAUGGUCUGAACACCACCGGAACGCUGGUCUCGAUCUGCCAGAACGACAAGUUUCAGUUCUCCUUCCUCCAGAACACCUACCUCGGGCUGUCUCAAGCUAUCACGUCGACGAUUAGCACACUCGGGUUCUGGUACAUCCAGAAGUACUGGAAGAUCAGCACCAAGAAGAUGUUCGUCGUCACCAACGUCGUCACCAUCUUCAUCCCCCUUUGGGGCAUGAUCGGCAUCUGGACGACCAAGUUUGGCUUCCACAACGUCUGGGAGUUCUGGGCGUACAAUGUCGUCUUCGGUCUCUUCCAGGCGCCGUACUACGCCUUCUCGCAGACGAUGAUGGCCGAGCUCACCCCGCCGGGCUUCGACAACAUGUUCUUCGGCCUCUUCGGCCUCUCGAACCGCGCAUCGUCGAUGAUCGGCCCGAACGUCAUCCAGGCGAUCAUCAACAACACGGGCGACAACUGGAAGGGCUUCCCGUUCCUCUUCGCGCUCUGCGCCUGCGCGAGCGUCGUCAUCUGGUUCGGCGUGGACGUCACGAAGGGCCGCCGCGACGCGGUCGUGUGGGCCGGGCGGCACCGCUCGUACGCGCAGACGGGCGUGCUCGUCGCCGAGGACGACGAGCCCGAGGAUCCAAAGAAACAGCAGUGA
Messenger RNA from Epithele typhae, 1662 nucleotides. Its product is annotated as MFS general substrate transporter. The record is from RefSeq and is a predicted model, not a curated record. Gene Ontology annotation, biological process: amino acid transmembrane export from vacuole. Lineage: Eukaryota; Fungi; Basidiomycota; Agaricomycetes; Polyporales; Epitheliaceae. The transcript is spliced from 16 exons. The coding region runs from base 1 to 1662 and encodes 553 amino acids.